AUGUGUCAUCCCGCGAUGAGACGGAAUGGAGGAGUCUUCGCCAGCGCUGAUCGCGGCAAUUGCCCGUCCCUUGAUUGCCAUCAAUUGCGCAAAACAGUCGCCAUGAAUGGGAACUCGGACAAUGAGUGCUGCAUAUUACCGAAUACCGUAUACCGAGUACCGGGCGGUGAUAAGCACAGCGAGUGGACAAGUGCGUCAGUGAUGGAUUACACUCAUCCGCCGGGCAAGUGGCGCCAAAAUGCGUGGGAGAAUGAGUCAGCCCGGAGAUUGCAUCAUGUUCACAUACAAAACUCGGAUGGCGCCUAGCAUAGUGAAAGUCCUCGGAGGUCUGCGAGGUGUACCUCAUUUAAUCACUCCACGCAGCCUUCUCACUUUGUCGGCCACAUUAAAGGAGCGGGCAAACCCAAGUCGUAGAUAACACCUAAUUAGGGUGUAGAGGAUCGUCGCCUGCGGACAAGGCGACUGACAACUUUAGCGCCACUUCCCCUUGCCCUCGUCUUAUUAGUGCGGGUGGUCGGCUGGAAGGGUCCACGACCAGGUCCGAGAUCAAUUUGGGAAUCCGCCUAAGAAGGGCCACGCCCCCGGGAGCGGGAAUUAGGAAUCGAAAGGGGGCGGAGGAAGAAGCGGCACGCACGCAACCUGCGGCAGCUGCUACCUCUCAGCCUCUGCGAUCGGAAUCCCUCGCUCGAUUUGGUUUGUAUCUGUAUCUUUUCUCGGGUCUAGGCUGCAGUUUGCUGGCCAACAGUGAU
Drosophila santomea is the source of this 749-nucleotide messenger RNA. RefSeq lists its product as uncharacterized. NCBI's taxonomy places the organism in Eukaryota, Metazoa, Arthropoda, Insecta, Diptera, Drosophilidae. The coding region runs from base 1 to 306 and encodes 101 amino acids. The transcript has 2 exons. The record is from RefSeq and is a predicted model, not a curated record.